AUGUCCUGUCAUUUGAUUAAUCUCAAUUCUUAUAUGCCAGAUGCCUUCGCUAUAUGCCGUAUGCCGUUUGAGAUGGGUCCCUGCGAAGAAUUUGACGGUAGAUAUGGAUACGAUGCCAGAAGCGGCAAAUGUAUCGAAUUCAUCUACAGUGGUUGCGGUGGAAAUGCCAACAACUUUUUCACGGAAGAAGGCUGUGAAAGAGCUACCCGAAAAUGCCGAGAAAUG
Dibothriocephalus latus is the source of this 225-nucleotide messenger RNA. The record is from the annotation of a GenBank genome assembly. NCBI's taxonomy places the organism in Eukaryota, Metazoa, Platyhelminthes, Cestoda, Diphyllobothriidea, Diphyllobothriidae.